Cucurbita maxima (winter squash) is the source of this 1552-nucleotide messenger RNA. Its product is annotated as protein OVEREXPRESSOR OF CATIONIC PEROXIDASE 3. NCBI's taxonomy places the organism in Eukaryota, Viridiplantae, Streptophyta, Magnoliopsida, Cucurbitales, Cucurbitaceae. Bases 69 to 1094 code for a protein of 341 amino acids. Gene Ontology annotation, biological process: regulation of transcription by RNA polymerase II. Gene Ontology annotation, cellular component: nucleus. Gene Ontology annotation, molecular function: DNA binding; DNA-binding transcription factor activity, RNA polymerase II-specific. The record is from RefSeq and is a predicted model, not a curated record. The transcript is spliced from 4 exons.
GAGAGUCCGAAGGUUUAUCAUCUUGCCGCCUGAUUUGGUCGAACAGUGUCUGUCGACAUAAGCAACUGAUGGCUCUUUCAGCGCCGGUGAAGGCACCGGAAGCACUUCUAGGUUCGUCGUCGAUUUCUGGCAGGGUUAGCUUCUUCUUUCGCCGGCAGUUUCCAUCCAACCUUAGUCUACUGCGUCUUCCUCCGGUUCGUCACACUCUAUCGAUUACAUUUGCUCGCCGUCGGAACCAGAAUUCAUCAGUCGGUCCGUCUUCAUCGUCUUCGAAAAAAAAGAAGAGAAAUUCGUUUCCGAAAAAAACUAGGGAUGAGGCGGAUGAAGAAGAGGAUGCUCUUGAGUUGUUGUUUAGUCAACUGGAAGAAGAUCUAAAAAAUGAUAAGCUUACCCUGGAUGAUGAUGAUGAUGAUGGCGAAGAGGAUGAACUUAGCGAAGAGGACCUUGCCAAACUAGAGCGCGAGUUAGGGUUAGCACUUGGCAUCGAUGUUGACGAAGAAGAAGAAGAAGAAGAAGAAGAAGAAGAAGAAGAAGAUCUCGUGGAUACCGAAGAAGAGGAAAUGCCUGUGAAACUUAAGAACUGGCAACUUCGACGACUAGCCAUGGCUUUGAAGAAAGGUCGCCGUAAAACUAGCAUCAAGAGUCUUGCUGCUGAGCUUUGUCUUGAUCGGGCUGUUGUUCUUGACUUGCUUCGCGAACCACCGCCACGUCUUCUGAUGUUGAGUGCUUCUCUACCAGAUCCGCCCACACCAUCAAAUCCAGAAACUAGAACAUUACAAGCUACUCGUGAAGAAGAAGAAGAAGAACCCGUAGAAGUAGAUACUGCAGAAGAGGCGGAAGAGGUGAAGGUGCCUGUUCAUGUCAUGCAACAGAGCUGGGCUGCUCAAAAGAGGCUGAAAAAGGUUCAGGUUGGAACUCUCGAGAGAGUGUAUAGAAGAACAAAGCGGCCCACCAACGCAAUGAUUAGUAGCAUUGUCCAAGUGACAAAUCUGCCUCGCAAAAGAAUAGUGAAAUGGUUUGAAGAUAAGCGAGGUGAAGACGGGGUUCCUGAUCAACGCCUGCCUUAUGAUCGAUCUGCUCCUCAAUCUGCCUGAUCUUCGUUCUUCAUCUACCAACUGCCUCCACGGUUAGCUUUCUUUAGUACUUUAGAAGUCACUGCAAAUGUGCAUUAUCAUUUGUGUUCUUUGAAUUACUGAAUGAGAUCAAGAAAAUUAGAAUGAAUGUGCUAUCCAUUCCCACAUAGAUUUCACUUUUUCUUGGCAGUGUGGGGAAGGUUGCCUUUGGUUUGCAUGCUUAGCAUGGAUCUGAAACAAGAGUAGUUCAAUUUCUAAACAUGGUAGUCGCAUCGAAUAACGUUACUAUUAGAUAUUCGAGUGAUAUACUAAGAAAUAUAUUUGUUAAACCGUAUAUCUAGUGGUUAUACGGUACUCCUACAAUCUUUGUAACUUUAGUUGUAGAUUAAGGAUCAUGUUGAGACCUCCAACUCCACCUCGGUUAUUUUGAUUAGUUGAUGAAACCCAUUAUUAAUGACGAAGGUUCUGAAGCUUAGUAA